This is a messenger RNA of Frieseomelitta varia, 2211 nucleotides long. RefSeq names its product gamma-tubulin complex component 4 (gene Grip75). The transcript is spliced from 10 exons. The record is from RefSeq and is a predicted model, not a curated record. Bases 245 to 2173 code for a protein of 642 amino acids. Gene Ontology annotation, cellular component: gamma-tubulin complex; equatorial microtubule organizing center; centrosome. Gene Ontology annotation, biological process: cytoplasmic microtubule organization; mitotic cell cycle; spindle assembly. Gene Ontology annotation, molecular function: gamma-tubulin binding; microtubule minus-end binding. NCBI's taxonomy places the organism in Eukaryota, Metazoa, Arthropoda, Insecta, Hymenoptera, Apidae.
AAAUUGUUAUUUGUGUGUGCGCACGUAUUUAUAUACAUAUAUCAUUUGAAACAAAUGUUGAGAAAAAUAAAAAACACUCAAAAUGUAUUGAUGUUGGAAGUUAAUCUCAAUAAAAUAUUUAAUAGAAACAAGAAAUGGAUAGACAAAAAGGUUAUUUAGCUUGCAGUUUAUAUAUUACUUUUCUUACUUAUAUGCAAUAUAAAUUAAUGUGAAGAAAUAGAUCUAAUUAAAAAAUAUCAAUAAAAUGUUACAUGAAGUAUUACUGUCAUUAUGGGGAUGUUCAACUAAUGCUUUGCAAAUAUUGGAAUCAGAUACUGUAGAUAUUGAAAAAUAUUUGCAUCCUGGUGAACGUGUAUUACUCAAAGAAAUAUUAGAUAUAGUUGAACAAUGUAAUAUUAUUAGAAAUUUCAUUCAAGAAUAUACUACUUCUGACAAUUUAAAAUCUAUUCAAGAUUUACAAGAUGUCCCUCAAGGUUUAUACUUACAAGCCUUUUGUGAAGGAAUGGAUCAAGCUUUGGAACCAUUUCGUAAGGAGAUUGUUGAUUUAGAAGAUGUAGUCCUUCGUGAUAGUUAUACUCCAUUGUCAUUAAUACUUUGUCGUAUCCAAAAAUACAUUUGUAUGUUUUCUGUUUUAAAUUCUAUCAUAAAAGAGAUUCGUACACAAAAAAUUCAUGGUUGUAAAUUGUUACAAUGUUUGCAUCAAAAUAUGUAUACUGGUAUUCCUGAUGUAAAAUCUGCAAUAGAAAAAAUGUCCCACUGUGUACACAUAGUUUUUUAUAAACACUUGACUAGCUGGCUUUUAUAUGGUCAUUUAGAAGAUAUGUACAAUGAAUUUUUUAUUCAAAAAAUAUCUGAGAGACAAAACAGCUUAAUAUUAGCAGAUAAUAAAGAUAAUUUUGAUAAAGCAAAUACAAAAUUUACUGCAAACAUGUGGAAUUAUGAUGUUCAAAUAGAUAUGCUUCCUUCUUACAUUAGACCAUCUUUAGCAAUUAAAAUCUUGACUAUAGGACAAACCAUUAUAAUGUUUGGAAAUGACCCAAGACAAAAAAAAGAUUUUGCUAUAAUUGAUCAAACAGAAACUUCUAUAUGGGGAGAAAAAGAAUAUGAAUAUUUUCUUAAAUUUCAGAAUCUUCAAAAAAAGCAUAUUUUCGAUAUUGUCGAAUUUGAACGUACAAUUGAUGAAUUAAAACAGUGUAUAACAGAACUUUUAUGGCGAGUUGCUGUUGAAGAAGCACAACUUGUGCAGCAACUUAAACUAGUAAAAGAUUUCUUUCUUAUGGGACGUGGUGAUUUGUUUCUUGAGUUUAUUAGACUUACAGCUCAUAUAUUAAAUAAACCUCCAACACAGCAUACCUCUAGAGAUAUUAAUUUAGCUUUUCAAAUGGCUUUAAGAAAAAUGCAUUUAAAUGAUGAAAACGCUAUGGACAGCUUUAAUUUUAUAGUUCCAAUUCCAGCACAAGAAAAUGAAGAUAUCGAGGUAGAAGGUACAGAAUUUACUGAGAAAGAACGUGAAGAUCCUAUUAAAAGACGUGGAUGGGGUAUGAUUAUUUUGAAAUACAAAGUUAUAUGGCCAUUACAUCUAUUAUUUAGUCCAUCUGCUUUAAAUGAUUACAAUACAUUAUUUAAAUUUUUGCUAAGGGUUAAAAAAACACAAAUUGAUUUGUGGAAUCUUUGGAGUGAACAUAUGUAUUACAAAAACAUUGAUAUUGGUGUAAUUCAGCUGAGAAAUAAUUUAAUUUUCAUCAUUGAUAAUUUACAAUACUACUUACAAGUUGAUGUAUUAGAAAGUCAAUAUACUAUAAUGGAAACAAAUAUAAAAAGUACCCGAAAUUUUGAAGAUGUACAAAAGGCUCACUGUAUUUUCUUGGCUAAUGUUAUGUCACAAACAUUUUUAUUAGGGAAUGCAACGGAAAGAAAAAAUCCUGUUAAUAAACUAAUAAAACUUUUACUACGACUUUGUGAUGAUUUUAUCUUACAAGCAUCAAUGUGGGAAGUAGGUAAUUUACUUUUAACAGAACAAGAAGAACUUAAAACAUUAUCUGAUACUCUUGAAAGUUUAAUGGGUUGGCUAACUAAAACACUGAAUAGAGUACGUGCACAACCAAGUGGAGAACAUUUAGCUCAGCUAUUAUUGAGACUGGAUUUCAAUAGAUGGUUUAGUAAAAAAAUAUAAAGAAGACCUAUUUGAAUCUCGGUAAAUAAUGGAAAUAA